This is a messenger RNA of Arachis duranensis, 2301 nucleotides long. RefSeq names its product cysteine desulfurase 1, chloroplastic. The transcript is spliced from 11 exons. Gene Ontology annotation, molecular function: cysteine desulfurase activity; pyridoxal phosphate binding. The coding region runs from base 599 to 2014 and encodes 471 amino acids. The record is from RefSeq and is a predicted model, not a curated record. Lineage: Eukaryota; Viridiplantae; Streptophyta; Magnoliopsida; Fabales; Fabaceae.
UCUCCCUUUCUUUCUUUCAGUCGGAGAAAUCACACAAACCCAACCACAAAACCCUAGCACUGUAAGCCUACACCACCGCCACAAGGAGGGGGCAUACUGCCGCCGUCCGUCGCACUCAAAGUUCGCCACCCGUCAUCUAGCUUCCCUCGUGCUCCAAGUUUUCAACCCCUGUUAGCUGUCACCGAUCGCGGUUGCUUCCUCGAGCUCGGCGUCCGUCGUCUUUGUCUGCUCAGCCGCGCUUCCGUCGCCGUUUGUUUGCCGUUCACGUUCGCGUCUUCGUUCGCGUUCUUCGCCGUUCGCGUUCGCUCGGCGUUCACCGUUCGCGUUCACUCGUUGUUCACCGUUCGAGUUCGCGUUCGUCUGGAAGCCACGUUGCUCUGCUUCAAACUCUGCGACCAACCCGCGUGCUCCACUCAGCCGUCGAACUGCUGUCUGUUGUCCCCGCCGUGAGUUCCCUAAACCCGCCACCAGACAAUACACUCACACAAUAGACAACACCAAUACUCUUCUUCAAACUCUGCAACUUCUUAUUUGAUUUGCACAAUUCACCAAAAUAACUGCGGGUUUGCGAUUCUGUUGUUGGGAGUUGAUCCGAAAAAUGGAAGUUUUGCUGCCAAAACUUCCAUCUUUCAAGUUCUCAAGCCCCAUUUGUUGCUGUUCAAUAAGCACUAGGAGCUCUUCUUAUGUGAAAUUCGGAUUCCGUCGAUUUUCUUCUCUAUCUGUUUGUGCAUCAACCAUUAAUGAAGCUGUAGCUGAACCAUCCCUUGGUUCCCCUUCUUUGGGGCACACCACAAGACCCCAUUUUCCUAUACUUCACCAGGAAGUAAAUGGCUCAAAACUUGUUUACUUAGACAAUGCAGCAACUUCUCAGAAGCCUACCGUUGUUUUGAAGACACUGCAAAGCUACUACGAAGCAUACAAUUCGAAUGUACAUCGGGGCAUACAUUUCUUGAGUGCAAAGGCCACGGAUCAGUAUGAAGCAGCUAGAAGGAAGGUUGCAAGUUUUAUAAAUGCUUCUGACUCCAGUGAAAUUGUAUUUACGAGAAAUGCUACUGAAGCUAUCAAUCUAGUGGCUUAUUCUUGGGGCUUGUCAAAUUUAAAGAGAGAUGAUGAGAUUAUACUUACGGUUGCUGAACAUCACAGUGCGAUUGUUCCUUGGCAACUACUAGCUCAAAAAGUUGGGGCUGUUUUGAAAUUUGUGAACUUAAACCAAUAUGAAAUUCCAGAUAUGGACAAAUUGAAAGAACUGCUGUCAAGGAAGACCAAGUUAGUUGUUGUCCAUCAUGUUUCAAAUGUGCUUGCUUCGGUACUUCCUGUUAGAGAUAUUGCUAACUGGGCUCAUGAUGUUGGAGCAAAAGUGCUUGUAGAUGCCUGUCAGAGUGUUCCACACAUGACAGUUGAUGUUCACAGCCUCAAUGUUGAUUUUCUUGUUGCUUCUUCUCACAAGAUGUGUGGGCCUACAGGUGUUGGAUUCUUAUAUGGUAAAAUAGACCUCUUGUCGUCCAUGCCUCCCUUUUUAGGUGGUGGUGAAAUGAUUUCAGAUGUAUUUCUUGAUCACUCAACUUAUGCUGAACCUCCAUCCAGAUUUGAGGCCGGAACACCAGCAAUUGGGGAAGCAAUUGGUUUAGGAGCAGCAAUUGAUUACUUAUCUGGGAUUGGUAUGCAAACCAUACAUGAUUAUGAGGUGGAGCUGGGAAGAUAUCUUUAUGAAAGGCUCCUUUCAAUCCCAAAUAUUCGCAUCUAUGGGCCGGCACCUUCAGAAAAAAUUAAACGAGCUGCACUUUGUUCUUUCAAUGUUGAAAAUAUUCACGCAACCGAUCUUGCAACAUUUCUUGAUCAACAGCAUGGAGUGGCUAUCAGAUCGGGUCACCAUUGCACCCAACCCCUCCAUCGGUACUUGGGAGUCAAUGCAAGUGCACGUGCAAGUCUCUAUUUCUAUAACACUAAGGAGGAUGUUGACAAUUUUAUCCAGGCCCUCAAUGACACAGUCAACUUCUUCAGUUCAUUCAAGUAAUCAGAAUGUAUUGUUAUGUAAAUCAAUUUUUCUUUUUGUAUGUCAUCUCACUGUUAGGUCAAUUGGUAGGGACGUGCUAUCUCAAUGUUCUUGAAUUAAAUUCCUUCUAAUGAUCUUAGUGGUGGAGGCGUCUUGUAAAUUUUGGGUUUCAUUGUCUAAAUUGUGGAACACCAUAUCAUCAACCUCCUAAACUUGUAUGUAUAAUGAAAUUGAUGCUGAAUUUCAGUAUCGAAACAAAAGAAUGAUGCUUAGGCAUUGUUUUAUACCUAGUCAAUAUUUAAAAUCAA